Pararge aegeria (speckled wood butterfly) is the source of this 3471-nucleotide messenger RNA. RefSeq names its product probable 3',5'-cyclic phosphodiesterase pde-5. The transcript has 14 exons. Gene Ontology annotation, molecular function: 3',5'-cGMP-stimulated cyclic-nucleotide phosphodiesterase activity; protein binding. The record is from RefSeq and is a predicted model, not a curated record. Lineage: Eukaryota; Metazoa; Arthropoda; Insecta; Lepidoptera; Nymphalidae. The coding region runs from base 394 to 2802 and encodes 802 amino acids. Gene Ontology annotation, biological process: negative regulation of receptor guanylyl cyclase signaling pathway; signal transduction.
UUAGUGUCUUAGGGUCGUUUCUACUCCCUGAUUAAGUUUCAAACAGGGACACCAUUUCAGCUAUUAUUUGUAUGAGGACAACCAAUCCAGCAAUAAUAAUAGCGGUCAGUGCUACGUGUGCAUUAUACAUAAUAUAUGCACUACAUACCUCAAUAAAUGCAUACGAGGAUUACACGUAUUGACGUAACAAGUGCGUUGUUCCUACAAUGAUUACUUACGUGGCAUCACUCAUCACUGGUGUAUGAAGCAUAAACAUCGAUAACGUAUGGCCGUGACGAGCUUCUCCAAAUUAAUAGAGUGACCAAUACGUAGAGUUAAAGUGCUUAUUGUUUUUGAGCCUUCCUAUAGAGCAGGCAUAUUCGUUAUAGUGCUCGUAUUGAAAAAUCCAGUCAAAUGACAGAUCAAAGCGUUGAUGAUGUUGCUGAUAUUAUUGAAGACGAGGCUCAACCUAACCAGAGGAGUAAGAUAACAGCACACGACCCGCAAAGGGAGAAAAAAAAAUCAAGUCUAAUGCCGCCAAUUGCUAGAUGGUGUGGUUCUAAAGACCCGGAAAGAAAAAUUAUAAAAUACCUCGACCACAAUCAAGAAACAUUGGAAGUCUAUAUCAUAAACCGUGUGUCUAUAACUCAGUUGCAAGAAUUCCUGGUUAAAAAAAUGUCUAUGAAUCUGGAAAAUUCAUAUCAGGCUGAUCACGCAAGUUUAAUAGUACCAAGAGAAACUUCCACUGACUUUUUGACAAAUUUUGAAGACAAUUUGGUGAAGAAUAUUGAUGAACUGUCUACUGUAUUGCAACUUGCACGUUAUAUUAAAUUGGCAGUGCCAAUAGAUGCAUACAGAAUUUUCAAAAUAGAGCGCGAUGACUCUAACUCUGAAUUAUUUUAUGUUAUGGACUCGCCCAACAUAUCCACAGAAUUUCAGUUAGCUAAAGCCGAGGAUGAUAAAAUUUCGUUUGUGCGGGAAGUCGCAAAUAAAAAAAAAACCCUACAUCUUUCAAGAGACAAAGACUUUGCAUGUUUUCCAAAUACACCAACUUCUUUACUUAAAACAUUUGGUGUUCAAAAUGUGAAAGAAGCAAAUCAUUUACUUUAUCAACCAAUGUUAUCCAGUGAAAAAGCAAUUUACGUGAUGGAAAUGUGGCGUAUAAGAGACAAAUAUGAUGAUAAGGAUGAAGAAAUAUGCGCCAACGUUGUAACUGCAUUUCAUUAUUUCAAUUUGUAUUUAGUUAAAAAGAAAGAAAACAGCGUGUCAAUUGGCUUACUUAACGUAGUACAGGCGAUAUUUAAUGAGAUGGUAGCACUUGAACCACUGAUAAAAAGUAUAUUGAAAUCCACUCAAGGGCUUGUUAACGCGGAUAGAACAUCUUUGUUACUCGUAGAUAGUAAUAACCCAGAACUUGUAUCUACUGUAUUUCAAUUAAAAUUCGACCAAGAACUAGGUUGGGUUCUAACAAAAUCGAUUGGAUUGCCUAUAAAUCCACAGAUAGCUGGAUAUGUCGCAUCAAGUGGCCAAGCAUUGAACAUACCCAAUGCAUACUCCGAUGAUAGAUUUGACAGUGAAUUGGAUAAAGUUACUGGAUAUACGACAAGAAGUAUAUUAUGUAUGCCCAUCAAGUUUGGGGAAGAAGUUAUAGGAGUGGUGGAAAUGAUAAAUAAGCUAAAUAACUGUAUUUUUAACAACGAAGAUGAGGUUGCAUUUCAAAAUACCUCUAUAUUUUUUGGACUGGCACUUAACAACGCUAAACUUUAUAAUGAUAUUAAGAGAAACGAGCAACGAUACAAAGUAGCUUUAGAGAUAUUAAGUUAUCACAAUACGUGCCAGGAUGAUGAAGUGCAAAAGUUCCAAAAUGAUACGCGGCUACUAUUGACAAAUUUAAACGAUUACUACUUAGAUCCCUACAAAUUAGAUGAUUUUAUGAAAUAUAAAGCUACCAUUACAAUGUUUGAUGAUCUGUUUAAGCUGUCAAAAUUUGAUUCUAUGGCUGUAACCAAAUUUAUAUUGACUGUAAAAAAGAAUUACAGAUUGGUGCCCUAUCAUAAUUUCAUGCAUGGGUGGUCAGUAACACACGCUAUGUACGUAAUGUUGAAAAAUAUCCACGAACAGCGGUUAACAUAUAAUAUGAAACUAGCUCUGUUUGUAGCGUGUCUUUGUCAUGACUUGGACCAUCGAGGCUUUAAUAAUAACUAUCUGAAUGAUACCAAAUCUCCGUUGGCAGCUAUGUACUCUUCUUCACCUUUAGAAAAUCAUCAUUUUAGUAUUACUGUAACUAUCCUCCAACAGGAUGGUCACAACAUCUUCUCUCAUUUACCCAGUGAAGAUUAUAAGGAAGUUUUACAAUACAUAAAACAGUGCAUAUUAGCCACCGACAUCAAUACUGCUUUCUUUCCCAAUUUAGCCAAACUAAAUAAGAUAGUUUCCGAACAUUCCGAAAAUAAAGAAUUGAAUUGGGAAAUUCCUAGUAACAGAAAUUUAGUUAUGGGUUUGUUAAUGACCGCGGCUGAUCUAUCAGCUUCUGCAAAACCUUGGGCUAUACACGAAGAAACAGUUAAAGCUAUAUUUGAAGAAUUUCAUAAUCAAGGUGACAAGGAAAGGAAGGACGGAAGAACUCCUAUACCUAUGAUGGAUAGAAACAAACCAGAAGUGAAAGCUGUUAGCCAGGUUGGAUUUUUAAAUCAAAUAUGCAUACCUUGCUAUAGUAUGCUGUGCAAAAUUUUUCCACAAACUAAGCCUAUGUACGAAAUGGCUAUGGAAAACCUUAACAUUUGGCAAUCUAUCACCAAUAAUGACAACUUGGAAAAGAUGUGAUGGGUAUGUUAAAGUUUGGUAUCAAUCCAAUGUCCAGUUACACAAAAUAUUCAGAAUUUCUAUAGGAACACACUCAAAAUUAAAUGUGAUAGCAAUGCCGCUUGCAAGAGAUAUUGAUGCCAAUUCUGAUGGACAAUGGACAUAGAUCUGUAAACUAAACAUAAUUUGGACGCCUACAAAUAGUACUACCGUUUACCUCGAGUUUUACUGUAGAAUGUAGUUUAAUUUGGAUAUUUGUGUAGGUACAAUCUACUCUCUCAGUCAAGAAAAAUAUACAAUGGGCGAACCGCACCAUUGUUUCAUAUAUUCCUUAACAUCAAAUAAUUAACUGCUCGCAGGUUUUACAUCUAACGCGUAAAAUUUGUUAUUGCUAAUUGCAAUAAAACAUUUUGAAUAUAAAUAUUCGAGAUAAAUAAACAUAACAGAAAGCUUCUUUUGGUAUGCUUCAUGAGAAUCCCGACUAAGCAUAACUUAGAUUGUGUAAUGUUUGAUUGGUGUAAUGUAAUAAUUAUAUUAGCAUUUAUAAGUGGUUAUAAAAACGCGCCAAUAAAUAACUAAUUGUACUUAAAUAAUAAAAUUAUACAAAGCGCCUUUUUAUUAUUUAAUAGCAUUUUUUGCCGUAACAAUUUUGCAGACCAAAGUGAGUUUGAUCUAAACGCCUAAAUUAUA